AUGAUCAAAUCAAGGCUACCCGGCGGGAGCAGCACAACAGCUCGCCGCGUUCGUCCGAGCGGACUUGUGAGACUUCGAAGCUCUUCUGACGAGAGCAACUUCGAGGGAGAGCCCUGGGGCUGGAGCGCAGAUCAGUCGGGGAGAGAAGGAGACGACGGUGGUGGGGCUGGCGGUCCCUGGGACGAUUCUUCUCAAGACAAGUGGGAGGCUCUCUACGCCGAGGGGGAGAAGGAGAAGCAGAGUUCCACCUUCCUCAGCGCAAUGGCGGACUGGGGCAAAGGCGGAGUGCUGGGCGCGGUGGACGUGGAAUACACCCAGCCCGUGGAGGUAGUUUCCUUCGACCUUGACGACACCUUGUGGCCGACAAUGUGA
Ectocarpus siliculosus is the source of this 372-nucleotide messenger RNA. Lineage: Eukaryota; Phaeophyceae; Ectocarpales; Ectocarpaceae. The record is from the annotation of a GenBank genome assembly.